CUACUCUGCUCUAGGUGGCAGAACAUAAAGUUACCAAAUCUGUAGAUCUCAGUAUUAUCUAUGAUUGUCAUUGCUAGGAAUUUUCUAUCUGUGAUCGCUAGUUUGGGAAAAUGGACUUGGUAGCAACAGAAGAUUGUACAAAGGAGACUUACGAACUGCAGUUUUUUGGAUUCAGCUCACGGACAGUCUGCAAUUACGUAAGCAGUAUUGCUGUUGAGAAAAUUCAAGAAGCAACAGAAUUAUUGCAAGAAUGUCUCUUAGAAAAGUUACCAGGAAAAGAAGUGGCUGUACGGUCGGCAACAACACAGUUCUUAAAGGAAAGCAUCAAUGCAGCAGUUCAACAAUUGAAACAUUUACCACUGGCAGUAGACGAGUUCUUUGCUAUACCAUCGUUUGUUCUGCUACCAGAAGAUUUACCACAGAUUACACAGUAUACCAAAGAAGAUGAGCAGCAGAUUGACAAAGAAAUCAAACAGCUUGAUACUAGAGCAAAGAGGGCAUGUUUCAUGGUAGCAUGUUUGAAGAAGGAAAUUGAAGUUCAGCAGCAGGUGAACAGAAUGGAAUCAGAGCUAAAGGAAUUGGAGGAACUUUAUCGUGAAGAUGAAAAAGAUGAAUUAUUAUCACAUGAUCUACAUUCCAAAAUUAGUAAAAUCGUGGAAUUCACAAAAACCAUAAAAAGUUAUGAGAAAACAUGCUUUGAAUUCCCACAGCAGACACAUGAUGAAGAGAGUGAUAUUGCAGAUAGAUUUCAGAAGUUAUAACAUGUAUGGAAGUUACAGAAAAUAGGUAUUUUUUAUAUUCAGGUA
Messenger RNA from Zootermopsis nevadensis, 806 nucleotides. Its product is annotated as protein MIS12 homolog. Gene Ontology annotation, cellular component: MIS12/MIND type complex; chromosome, centromeric region; nucleus. Lineage: Eukaryota; Metazoa; Arthropoda; Insecta; Blattodea; Termopsidae. Gene Ontology annotation, biological process: mitotic sister chromatid segregation; mitotic cell cycle; kinetochore assembly. The record is from RefSeq and is a predicted model, not a curated record.